Molecule: messenger RNA, 1755 nt
Organism: Sinocyclocheilus rhinocerous
Lineage: Eukaryota; Metazoa; Chordata; Actinopteri; Cypriniformes; Cyprinidae
Product: long-chain-fatty-acid--CoA ligase ACSBG1-like
Cellular component (GO): endoplasmic reticulum; membrane
Molecular function (GO): long-chain fatty acid-CoA ligase activity
Source: RefSeq, a predicted model, not a curated record
UCUGGCUCCACUGAAUCACAACCUGGGUAUAAUGGCAGGUAUCUAUACCACAAACUCACCAGAUGCCUGCCUCUAUGUUGCUAAUGACUCAAGAGCCAACAUCAUUGUUGUGGAAAAUCAAAAGCAGCUGGAUACGAUUUUAGAGGUAAAGGAUAAACUUCCACACUUAAAAGCCAUAGUACAAUAUUCUGGAUCUUUGAAGGAGAAGUUGCCCAAUCUCUAUUCAUGGGAAGAGUUCAUGGGACUAGGACCGGAAGUCUCUGAUCAAGAACUAGAUGAAGUCAUCUGUAGCCAGAAAGCCAAUCAAUGCUGUGUACUUAUUUACACCUCUGGAACAACCGGAUCGCCAAAAGGAGUGAUGCUAAGUCAUGACAAUAUCACAUGGACAGCCCACCAUGCAAGCAGGGCUGGAGAUAUGCAGCCAGCUGAAAUCAGGCAAGAGUCUCUGGUCAGCUACCUUCCUCUCAGCCAUAUUGCCGCUCAGAUCUAUGAUCUCUGGACAGGGAUCCAAUGGGGGGAGCAAGUGUCCUUUGCUCAGCCAGAUGCUCUAAAGGGGAGUUUAAUAGACACUCUUCGAGAGGUAACCCCUACAGCCCACAUGGGCGUUCCACGUGUUUGGGAGAAAAUUGUGGAAAAGAUCAAGGAAGGCAUUUCACGGUGUGGAUACAUGAAAAGGAAACUAGUGACAUGGGCCAUGUCUGUUAGUCUGGAGGCUAAUCAAAGGCUUCCCAAGGAUGAGAAGUCAUUCCUCUUUACUCUUGCGGACAGCCUGGUCUUGCAGAAGCUUCGUGCUGAGCUGGGCUUCUCCAAUUGUAUGAAGUUCUUUUCGGGAGCAGCACCUAUUGGAAGCGAAACUCUUCAGUUCUUCCUCGGCCUCAACAUUCGGCUGUAUGAAGCCUAUGGGAUGAGUGAAAGCUCAGGACCCCACUUUAUGUCUGGGCCAAAAGUGUACCGAUUUUCAAGCUGUGGUAAGGUGGUUCCAGGCUGCCAAUACAAACUAGUAAAUGUAGAUGGUGAUGGCAAUGGAGAAGUGUGUUUCUGCGGCCGCAAUAUCUUCAUGGGAUUCCUCAACCUGAAGGAUAAAACAAAGGAGGCUUUGGAUGAAGAUGGAUGGCUCCAGUCUGGAGACUUGGGAAAGGUAGAUGAAGAUGGCUUUCUUUACAUCACUGGAAGAAUAAAAGAACUUAUAAUCACGGCUGGAGGAGAGAACAUUCCCCCACUUCCCAUAGAGGAUGCUGUUAAACAGGAGUUGCCAAUCAUCAGCAAUGCCAUGUUGAUUGGAGACAAGAGGAAAUUUCUGUCCAUGCUGCUAACGCUAAAGUGCACAAUCAAUCCAGAAACUACAGAGCCCACUGACAUUCUUAGCUUGGAGGCUGUGGAAUUCUGUCAGCGGCUUGGUAGCCAAUCGACAAAGGUGUCGGACAUCAUUGGAGGAAAAGACAAGCUAGUGUAUCAGUCCAUUGAAGAGGGAAUUGCACGGGUCAAUUCAAAAGCAACCUCAAAUGCCCAGCGCAUUCAAAAAUGUACCAUAUUAGGGAAAGAUUUCUCAAUUGUUGGAGGAGAACUAGGUCCUACAAUGAAACUACGUCGCCCAGUGGUGUUGCAGAUGCAUCACAGUGAAAUAGAGAGUUUUUACAGAGAAUAGAUGACUUCCAGACUGGCUGUAUCUCUGUUAAAGAUACCGUUUCUUUUUUGGCCAAUCAUAUCAUAGAAAUUAGAUUUUUAAUGAUGAAUUUUUAAAUCUAACAACACAAA